AUGAAUCACAAGAAUUGGAAUGACCGUGCGGACAAGGACUUGUUUUUUACUAUUUUAUCCGUAAAAAACAUUGGCGUUAUCAGCGGAGGAGAGUGGACCACCAUUGGCAACCAUAUGCGAAGCAUGGGCUACGGCUUCACCAAUGAAGGAUGUCGACAACACUUUCAAGGUCUUCGCAGGCUUCAAAACAAGGCCGAGUCCAAGGCUGCCGCUCUACCAGAGACAACUCGCCGUGUUGACCCAACCUGGAACCCCAUUACUCGACGACCAGGUCCGGGUAGAGGCCGACCUAAGAAGCUAUCUGUCGGCAAUGCAGAAGGCGAGUCGCUACAUGUAGUACCUGGCGCAGGAAUCACUCCAAUCCCUAUACCUGUCCCCGGUGCACUUCCCACGCCGGGCACGACGCAGGAGGCACAAACACCAGAUCAAAAGCAAAUACAGCAACAGCUGCCACCGCAUGACAAGGAAAAAGAAGACGCUGCCACAGCCGCAACACCAGAAACUACUGCCUUGACCACGGGAACGCCGGCCACCGCUCCCACUGCAACGGAAACGGCUGACGCUACGGAUGGGACUCCAAUGGACGAGGAUGUAGAUCAGGACGCAGCGAACGCCGAGGAACCAGAGCAACAUCCUGCCAAGCGUCAGAAACUAGACACACAAGAGGCAGAACAAGAACAACCUCUCGAUGACGAAGCGGUCUUGGCGCUGGCAGCACAUAAUGGUGCGACAGGCGGUAGUUAUCCAGAAGAGUAG
Pochonia chlamydosporia 170 is the source of this 756-nucleotide messenger RNA. RefSeq lists its product as hypothetical. The record is from RefSeq and is a predicted model, not a curated record. The transcript has 3 exons. NCBI's taxonomy places the organism in Eukaryota, Fungi, Ascomycota, Sordariomycetes, Hypocreales, Clavicipitaceae. Bases 1 to 756 code for a protein of 251 amino acids.